Molecule: messenger RNA, 5209 nt
Organism: Pocillopora meandrina
Lineage: Eukaryota; Metazoa; Cnidaria; Anthozoa; Scleractinia; Pocilloporidae
Source: the annotation of a GenBank genome assembly
GAGUGCCAAGCAGCCUGUUUCAAUUCCUCUUCCUACAUAUUUUCGAAAAGUGGAAGAGAUUUCAAUGAAAACUGGAGUGUCUGUAAUGACCAGCGAGGUUACUUAGUCUCCAUCGAAACUGAAGAAGAAUGGCAGUUUAUCAGUCAUGAGAUUCAAAAGCGUGGUACUUGGAAUACUAGUGCGUGGCAUAUUGGUUUAAGGAAUACAGACGGGGUUUGGACUUGGAUUAGUGGAGAUCAACUGAGUAUAUCGAAAUGGCAAGAUUCUGAGCCAGGUGAUAACGACGAUGGAGCGGAAAUAUCCAAGAAUGGAGGCCUCUUUAUUGGUAUCUCUCGGGGUGAUAAAAACGCCUUCAUUUGCGAGAUGCCCGGAGGUAAGAUCACAUUCCAACCAUAAAGUAUAUUAUGUGCUCAAACAUUGCAGUCUUGCACUUGUUUUACUUAAAAGUAAAAAUGUUGUUCACAUAAUAUGCUCGGCUCACCUAACUUGUACGUGUGAGCGACGAAUGAACUUUUAAGCGUGUAUUAAUGGUUGAAAAUAAUGCCCAUGAAAAAAUCCGGGACAUAUUUUUUGCAUCGCCAGCAGCUGAAAAAACAGCGAUCAAGAUUUUGUCGAGUGCGUUGAGAUUGAAAUAGUCUAGCCAACGGAAUUUUCCCUCGCCAUAAGUUCAAUGAGGUCAGUGAGUGAAUGCAUGUUCUUUUAAACAUAACACAUCGAAGUAUGUAUGGCCAAGAUCUUUGAGUACCGGUACUGAAAACAGAGUGCACAGUUUUUCCCAGUACAGACCGACUUUGGCUGUUGAAUAACAGUUUUUUUUUUCUUUUAAACUCAACGAAAUAUUUCCCAAAAGAACCCUAAGGGGUUGGUGCUGUAAUUACGGCAAGAUUCUCCAUGAACUGAACAAUUUUUGAGCGAGUAAAUGGUAGUUGAGGUAAUGCAAGUUAAAUAGAGGCAUCACUUAAUUAUUUUUAUUUGUGUAAUGAAAAAGGUGAUUUAAAAGGCUUCUUAACAAGCUUUGAAACAAUGUCAUUUUUCUACAAGUAUCUGUCACAAUCUGACAUCUGUCAAUUUGAGAGCGUGUAAGAAACAAAAGCGCCUGCACGUUUUAAAAGAAAAAAACAACAACUACAACAUCAACGACACUGGUUUGGCAAACAAACUUAAGUUCAAUGUCUGUCACUAGAAUUUUUUCUUUAAAAACAGUCAAUGAUCUUACGGAAAGUAUUACUCACUUCCAUCGACUAUUGAUGAACGAAGUAUAACUCUGUUCGGUCAGUAAAUGGAAAGUAAUUGUAAGUAAAUUUACAUCUGUUUGCCUUGCUCAUGUGUUUGGUGCAAUCACGUGUGCAAAUCUGGUCCUUUAUCAAAAGGGGAAUCUUAAUGCAGCUUCUUCUCUUUCAAGAGCAGCAUGGCUCAGUCCAGCUUCCCUAACACAUGGAAGAUUGCAAAAGUUAAUGCAAUCUUUAAAAAAGGAAACCCAGCAGAUGUUUCAAAUUAUAGGCCAAUAUCACUUAAAUAUCCCCAGCAAGCUGCUCGAAAGCCAGAUCUGCAACAUAAUUGAUACCCAUCUGAACAGCUGUGGCAUAAAAAGCUGUAAACAGUGGGGGUUUAGCAAGGGACUAUCGACUGAAGGAAUGCUUACCUCUAUGACUGAAGGAUGGAAGACAACAAUUGACAAUGGUCUGACAGUUGGAGCAGUCUUUAUUGACUUCCAGAAAGCUUUUGACACUGUCCCCAUUAUAUUUUAUCGCAUAAACUACACGCCAUUGGAAUAUCAGGAUCUCUUCAUGAAUGGCUAAUGAGCUAUCUUACUGAUAGAUGUCAAUUUGCUGAAGUUAAUAAUUGCAGGUCGGUCACUGACUAUGUGCGAUAUGGAGUCCCUCAAGGCUCGCUUCUUGGCCCCGGCUCUACACCAUAUAUGUUAAUGAUCUCCUGACCACAUCGACUCGGGAGAUCUAUACAUGUAUGCAGAUGACACUACAGUUUACUGUAUUGGACCAAAUGUUGACCAGGUUAUGUUGUCACUAAAUAAAUCAUUGGAGCAAGUUCUCCUGUGGAGCAUUAAGAAUCAGCUAACCAUCCACCCAAUUAAAACUGAAGCAAUGAUACUAAGUAAAACCUCUUUUGUUGGGCCUAUACCUCCCCUCCACUUUAACACUGGCCAUAUCGACCUGGUUAAUUACACCACUUGUCUUGGAGUUAAAAUUGACAAUAAGCUGACAUGGUCUGUGCACAUUGACUCAGUGAAGAAAUCUUUUUACGCAGAAGGUUGGAGCGUUGAAGAGAAUGAGAAUCCUUCCGAAGAAGGUUCUCGAGGAAAUAUACUUUAAAACAAUUAUCCCCAGUGUAACGUAUGGAAUUUCGGUAUGGGGAAAUUGUUCUCCUUCCGCACUGAACUCUCUAAACCAUAUUCAUGCAAGAGCAGCUCGUAUUGUGAAUAACCUCGACUCAACGAUGGCAGAUGACACAUGUCUCAUGAAAUCCGACUGGCUGCCCAUCUCUUACUUCUAUAAAAAAUCUGUACUGUUCCUCUUGCACAAAGUAUAUUUUGGAACAACGACCCAGUCGAUAUGUGAACUGUUUUCUAAAAGAGUUUCUUCUAGAUCUUCUCGUGUUCCUAACCAAUUUAAUGUCAUUAGAUUUAGAUCAGAGACCGGCAGGAACUCCCUACGAUACAGAGGUCCUGUUAUUUGGAAUUUUGUAAAUAGAUUAGUUAAAGUACCUGAAAGUUUUUAUUCUUUUAAACAAAUCUUACGUAAACAUGUUAAGACUAUUGACAAUUUUUCAUUUGAGAAAGAGGCAACAGUAGUUGCCAACAGAAAGGACCAUUUCAUUUACUUUUAGAUUUAUAUGUUAGUCUUAGUGAACACCAUUUUAUUUGUAUAUAGUAGUUCUAAGUUAUUAUUGCAAUUUUUAUAUAUAUGUAAUUCCUAAUAUUUAGUAUAGUAGGUCCACAUCAGCCCUUUGGCUGCCUUUCACACAACCUACUUAUCAAAUAAAGAAUGUAUGUAUGUAUGUAUGUAUGUAAUUCCUUCGUUUUCUGUUGCGAAGUUUACGGUACAAAUGUCCUAAUUGAGCAGACUCGCAAAGACUUACCGAAAGCGUAUUUAAAGUAUAGAACUGAAGAUAUCGUUCACUGUUUUCAAUGAACAAAUUGUUUGAAAGAACUCAGUUAUAAAAUAAAUGAAAACUCCAUCAAUUAAUUCAAUUUUAAACAAAUAGCGCACGUUCUAACUUCCUGAAUUUCUUCUAGUGAAGGUCUAGGUUAGUUACAAACGGUUUUUAGGCCGCGUGUCAACCCAUUUAAUAGCAUAUUUGCUACCAAAAAUCAUUUCAAAACCAUUUUUUUUACCGGCAGCCACAGUGACUUGAGAGAGAGAAGGAGCGGAUUAAUAAGUUAUUGAUCAACUUGAUUUGCUUAAAAAUACUGCCCAGUUGGCAAACGAAAUAUAUUUAUGGAAAAUGGCAACGAAGCUAGGGUUGUAGCCAGCGACUCGAGCAAGCGUUGCCGUGCCGCUAGGUAGAGAUAGGAAAAUCCGGACCGCAUUAAGAACCACAAAAAUUGCACAAUUCGUUACCGUGCCUUCUAAGAAAAACAAAUGAUAAGAACAGUUCUUUCGGGAAACGUUUUCAGGAAAAGGCGUGUCAGAAGUGCAAGCGAUAACCUUGAUAGGUAUUGCGCGUAGCUUUCAGGUCAUGGUUAGACGACCUCAGGAUUUCAGGGAAAUCUAAGAAAAUGUCACUUUAAGGACGAGGCAUCACGGGUUUGAACCUAUUUUUAAUACGACUGACUUUAAAUUCUAAACUGCAUGAAAAACAGAAAAAAUUACAAGCGAACCCUAUUUAAUUUAUCUUUACAGUGUUGAUUACCGCCACCCAGAUAAUAGCGGAGCUCGCAGAGCGUAGCCCCAUAGUUAUAAAAAAUUGUCGUAACCCAUCAAGCCGAAAAAAUUUGGAUGUACGACCGUACAUGGUGCUACUUUUAACAUGCGUGGUCAACUGUAACGUGGGCACGCCAGCGUCACGGAUUUGUUCAGUAGUCCAGUGAUCAGUGCACUGGGCUCCGAGUCGGACGACCCGUGUUCUAUUCCUGGCCUGGGCAAGGCGUUGUGCCCUUGAGACGUGCGGGAAAAAAAAUGCGAGCUCUACCUUUAGGCUUGGCGAAAACUAUAUGUUAUUUUAAGAUCGUCGCGUGCACUUUAAAUUUUUGUUUUGUUUGGUUUUGUUUUGUUUUUUUCCGACAACCUUUCCCAUAACAACUGAAUACGGUUACCUCGUAUCUCCAGUUGCACAUAUAUGAAAACUUACAUUCAUAUUUAAUUUUACGUUUUUUAAGUCUCUUUAGAUGGGGGAGGAAGAAUAGGGGGCGGGGUGAGGGGAGGUGUCAGCCUAACAAGGAACUAAUAAACAUCCAAAAAUUCAACUAUUAAAAUUACAUGAACUCACUGAUAAUCUUAGCUGAUGCAAAGUAGUUAACUAAUUCAGAAAAUCAGGGAAGAGAUGAUAGACGCUGUAGUGAAGAAACCUGUACUGUGUUAAUUGACAGUGAUCAAUCAAACAUAAACUGCAGAUGUUAAAUUAAAAAGAAAGGAAUGAAAUAGAAAAUGAAAAGCAGUCACGUUUUCUUUCUCAGUUAUUUUUCUCCUUUAUUGUGAUUGUGAUCAUAGUCUCUUUAUCUUUUGAUCAUUAUUAUUAUCACUUUGCUUAUCAUCAUCAUGUUAAUUAGUAUUUUUGUUUCCGUUUUCAUCAUUUUGUAGAAUGCUCAAACAUAACUUUUAAGAACUCUUGGUACAUAUUUUCGGUGGGUGGAUGGUACUGGCUCCGGAACAGAGAAGCCUGCCGAACCCAAGGAGGGGACCUAGCUUCCAUUGAAACCGAAGAAGAAUGGAAUUUCAUUAAUGACGAGAUUCAAAGGCGGAAUACUUGGAACCGUGGAAAUAAAAAUAAAUGGGACAUUGGUUUAACAAAAAAGGCCGGCAAUUGGACCUGGGUGAAUGGAAGACCGCUGACUAUUUACAAAUGGGGAAAAGGGGAUCCAAGUGGUGAACACGACGCAGCUUUCAUGUACAAGCUGUCCAAUAAUGGCGAACAGGGCGUGUUUGGUAGUGUUAAUGGUACAAGUCGGAAAAACUGGCUGGCUUAUAUUUGUGAGAUUUCCAGGAGUAAGUUUUUUUGUUUUGUUUUCGUUUUAUUAUUAUUAUUACUCUGA